Molecule: messenger RNA, 2775 nt
Organism: Triticum dicoccoides
Lineage: Eukaryota; Viridiplantae; Streptophyta; Magnoliopsida; Poales; Poaceae
Exons: 8
Coding region: 1-2775 (924 amino acids)
Molecular function (GO): protein binding
Source: RefSeq, a predicted model, not a curated record
AUGACAGACACAAAUGGUCUGAAUGUUCAUCCUCAAAUUGAUUAUUUGUUGUUCCAGCUAAAUCCAACGCGAGAAGAAACUCUCAACAAAGUCGCCGCUGCCAAUGGAGGGGACAGGCUUAGCAAGCUGCCCAAUGACCUUUUGCUCAACAUUCUGGAGAGGGUGGACACACUCGAUGCUAUAAGGGCCUACUUCCUAUCCAAGCAAAUGCUGAAGCUCCCCUCCAUGCUCUCAGAGCUCUUCCUAAGUACUGGUUCCAUUCUAGGCCACCAUGAUAAAGCUCGUGUUUUCGGUCUUGGUGAAUUCCUCCAAACCAACCGAGCCGUGGCUCAUGUAACUGAUAACUCCAUGUCUACCACCUUCGCCGUCAUGUCGCCCGGCACCAUGGGCCCGAUCACCACCACCUCCUCCGCCUCCACCUUUGCCUCCUCAUCCACAACCACCAAUUCUUUUCUCAGAUCACCACCACAGGAGAAGCUGACAAGGGGGAACUUCCUGCUUUGGAAGGCCAUCAUGCUUCCCCAGAUCAAAGGUGCCCAGAUGGGGCACCACCUCGACGCAACGAGCCCGCCACCGCUGGCCACUCUCACCAUCACCAAGGAUGGCAAAGAAGAGCAAGUCGUCAAUUUCGCGCGCACUCUCUGGUAUGCCCAACAACAAGAACUUCAAGGGUUCUUGAUGGGUUCUUUUUCCCGCGAGAUCCUUUCCCAGGUGGCCACGAUCCAGACGCCGGCCGCGGUGUGGCGCGCCAUCAACGACAUGUUCGCUGCUCAGAGCCAAGCGUGGGCGAUCAACACCCGCAUUGAGCUCACCAACCUUAAAAAAGGUAACAUGUCCAUGGCAGAGUAUCUUGGCAAGAUCAAAACCCUCACUGAUGAAGUCACGUGCACGGCUUCGGCGCUCUCCGAUCCGGAGAUCAUCUCCAAGAUCCUUGCUGGCCUUGACAUGGAAUAUAGUCCUGUCGUCUCUGCUCUUGCUGCACGGGUGGAACCGAUCACGGUUCCGGAGUUUCAUAGUCAGCUCCUCAGUUUUGAUACCCGCCUCACUCUCCUCCACGACGGCGAUCUCCGGCAAUCAUCUUCAUACUCCGCUUCACGGGGUCGCGGCCGUGGCCGUGGUCACCAGGGCGGCAACCGUGGUGGUGGUCGCGGACGUGGCGCGUCUUCGGGCGAUGGCGCCCUCUCUGGUGGCACCUACAGCCACAACACUGAGGGCGGAGGCUACGGCAACAACCAUGGGGGUGGCGGCUUCAACUACAACAAUGGCUUCCGUCCCUCCUCCUCACGUGGCCGCCCUUGCUGUCAGCUCUGCAAGAAGGCCGGUCAUGAGGUCAUCGACUAUUGGCAUCGGUAUGAUGAAAAUUUUGUCCCGGAUACUCAUUUGGUUGCAGCCGCUAUGCGCGAGCAAGGUGGGGACGACGUCUGGUAUGUUGACUCUGGUGCUACGGACCACGUCACCAAUGAGCUAGAGAAACUUGCCCUUCACGAGACAUACCAUGGCACCGACCAGAUCCACACCGCCAGUGGUAAAGACUGGGCAAGAUGUGCUGAUGAUAGAAGGUCUACUAGUGGUUUUGCUGUGUUUCUGGGAUCUAAUCUUGUGUCAUGGAGUGCAAGAAAGUGCCCGGAUAUCACCAUCACAAAACUCAAAAUCAGAUUUGUCUUGACGCAACACGACUCUCUCACCAUUUGUAGAUCUGUUGCCCGCACCAUGUCAACCAAGAAAGUUGCCGUGGCUGAAUUCCAGAUCACAAUAGAGAAGUCUCGUAAGAUCUGCUCUUCUGCAAAUUUUCUCCAGUUUGGUAAGCAGUCCAAUGAUCUUAUCGGUGCUUGUCCAGAUGCAUAUGUUGGCCUUAGGCGCUUGUGGCUGCGCAAUAUGAGAUUUGGUGAACUCGACAUCCCCAACAUUUUCAGCACUUGCAAGCUUUUUGAGUCUUUGCGUUUAACCGAUUGCGACUCAGGGAUCUAUUCUGUGCUGCAAGUAGAACAUGCUGAACUUGUUGAGUUCAAGGUCGACAGGGGGAAAUUUGAGAGAAUUGAACUGGCAUAUCUACCAAAACUCCAAAGGGUGUGCUAUAAUAGUUGGUACUCUUAUGAAUAUUUCCUGUAUUUUCGUUUUGUACCACAACUUUCGAAGCUCACACUUAUGAAAUCUGCCGGUCGUAUGCAAAAGACCCUUGAGUUAAGUCAGCUCCUUGCUAAUGUUCCUUCUGUAAGUAAUCUGCAUCUGGAUUUUGCAAGUGAACAGAUUUGGGUUCUUCCAGAAUCCCCGAAGCUGCUUACUCAUGUGGUCAGCAAACUACAUCAUGUGAAUCCGGGUCAUCUUUCUGAAGGAUGUGAUUUAGCUUGGACAAUGUUUAUUCUUGAAGCUGCACCGUCCCUAAAAGAGCUCUACAUUAGAGUAUGGGAUCAUUGGUGCAAAAAGGUGACAUACAAAGAUUUACAGAAGAAAUAUGGUUUGUGCAAAAAGGCAGAGGUGAAGUGGAAGCCAUAUGCCCCUUAUUUCAAGCACAAGAAUCUGGUAAGACUUACCAUCUAUGGCUUCCAGCCCGACGAUAACUUUGUGACCUACAUCAGGCGUGUUGUGGAAGCUGGGGUUAAUAUGGCAGAGAUACAUCUGCAUGACAGGAAGGUGUGUGGGUGUUGUAGUGACCUGGAUCCUGCGAUGAAGGGCAAGGUUUGUCCAUCAAGAUAUCCACGAACCACUGAGGAGAGGAAGCAGACAACUGAGGGGUUGGGUUUGAGUUCACGUGUUGUGAUUCACUUUCCGUCCUAA